This is a messenger RNA of Rhopalosiphum maidis (corn leaf aphid), 2800 nucleotides long. RefSeq names its product lymphoid-specific helicase-like. Gene Ontology annotation, molecular function: ATP binding; chromatin binding; ATP-dependent chromatin remodeler activity. Gene Ontology annotation, cellular component: nucleus; pericentric heterochromatin. Lineage: Eukaryota; Metazoa; Arthropoda; Insecta; Hemiptera; Aphididae. Bases 290 to 2578 code for a protein of 762 amino acids. The transcript has 17 exons. Gene Ontology annotation, biological process: negative regulation of gene expression via chromosomal CpG island methylation; pericentric heterochromatin formation; DNA methylation-dependent constitutive heterochromatin formation. The record is from RefSeq and is a predicted model, not a curated record.
UCCAAAUUCGAGAUAACCAAUUCUUGUUUAAUUUGUUUGCUGUUUUCGUUGUUCUCCCAUCGGCAAUCACCGAAUCACCCCUUAUUUCCUACUCGCGAUCUCAUGAUUCGUAUUUAUUCAAAUAUUCGAUGGUACUAAAGUUCCAUGAUAGUAGUUAUAACUUAACGUUGUUAAUGGUUUUUCAGUAGCUAGUUAAAAAUUAUAUUUCUUCGAAAUUCGAAAUUACAAUUCAUGUUUAUAAAUUUCAUACGGAAAAUGUGGUAAUUGAAAUUAAACCAAUUAUAUAAUAAUGGAAAAUGACAUGAACCAAGAAAGAAAAAUGAGUGAACAAUUGAAAUUAAAUGGUCAAGACAGUGUAGAAAUUGUUAAAGAAGAAGAUGAGUUAUACAAAACAAAAUAUGACAUAAAUGAACAUGAAAACCAUAAUAAUAUCAAUGAAGAUAUUGAUAUAUCAAACAUUGGGUUUUUUCCAAAAGAAUUAUUAUUGGAAGAGCAGCGUCUAAAUGAAGAUCAUACAAGAAAAGAUGAAGAAGCUUUGGUUGAUGAUUUAGAUGAAAAAAAAAGAAAAGAAAGAUUUCAAAAUUUACUUACACUGUUGAAAAGUAGUAUUAAAUUAUCUAAUCUUUUUGAAUCCAGAUUAAAAAAAUGUAAACUUCAAAUUAUUAAAAAAGAACUAAAUAAAGCUAAAAAAAUGAAAGAAAAUGUGCCUAAUUCUAAAGAUGAAUUGACUAAAACUACAAAUAACCAAUCAGUUGAAGAUGUAAACGAAGAAGAGUAUUAUUUAAGCUUAUUUCAACAACCAAAAUUAUUCAACGGAAAUCUUAAAGACCACCAAAUUGAAGGUCUCUUAUGGAUUAGAACCUUGUAUGAAAAUGGUUUAAAUGGCAUUUUAGCUGAUGAAAUGGGACUUGGUAAAACUAUACAAACUAUAGCUUUCUACUGUUUUCUUUUGGAAAUGGGAAUAACUGGACCAUUUCUUGUCAUUGCACCGCUGUCUACUAUUCCCAACUGGCUGUCAGAGUUCUCAAAAUUUUCACCUAAGCUUCCAACUGUUUUAUACCAUGGUACAGAAAGUGAACGCAUUGCAUUGCGACCAAAUUUCAAUAAAACUAAAAAAGUUCUUAACUUAAAUUGUCAACCAGUUAUAAUAACUACUUAUGAUGUUGUGCGUCGUGACAUAGCAUUUUUGAAAAAAGUUAAUUGGAAAUAUAUUACAAUUGAUGAAGGACAAAAAGUGAAAAAUGCUAAUGCUCAUAUAUCUAAGUGCCUACGUGAAUUUAAUUGCACCAAUAAGCUCAUACUUACAGGAACACCUAUUCAAAAUGAUAUGUCAGAAUUAUGGUCGUUAUUGAAUUGGUUAAUGCCCAAAAUUUUUGAUCAAUUAGAAGAUUUUAAUUCUUGGUUUGUUAUUGAUAAGUUCUUUGAUUCUAAUGACAAAAUUAUCAAUAUGGCCAAAAAGGAUGAGUUAUUAGAUAUAAUCUUAAAGAUAUUAAAACCCUUUAUUUUGAGAAGAGAAAAAAAAGAUACUGAUCUAAAGCUCCCACCUAAGAAAGAAAUAGUUAUUUAUGCUCCACUUACAGAAACACAAAAAGUAUUAUAUGAAGCUACAUUGAACAAGCAAAUGGAAAUAUUACUGAAUAAAGAAAAGGAUUCUGAUCUUAUUCUAGAAGUAAAAAGUAAGAGAAGAUGUGUGGAAAGCAUAGUAAAAUACACUGAUCUUAAUGCUAUUAGGGUAGAUUUACCUGAAAAGGAGCCAGAAGAUAAAAGUAUUGCUAUUUCAGUUUGUAUGCAAAACACAUUUAUGCAAUUGAAGAAAAUUGUUAAUCAUCCGUACCUUAUUCAAAUGCCUUUAAUUCCUGGCGAAAACAAAUUAUUGGUUAAUGAGAACAUAGUUAAAGUCAGUGGUAAAUUUCAGUUACUUGAUGCUAUGUUAACAAAAUUGAGAAUACUUGGUCAUAAGGUGUUGCUAUUUUCUACAAUGACACAAUUAAUGGAUGUAAUUGAAGAAUUUUUGAUGUUUCGUAAAUUUUCAUUUACCAGAUUGGACGGAACUAUGAAUAUUCAAUCAAGAGUUGAUGCAAUGACAACAUUUAACAGUGAUCCAAAUUGUUUUUUGAUGAUGAUAUCAACACGUGCAGGUGGACUUGGUUUAAAUUUAACAUCAGCGGAUACUGUUAUUUUAUUUGACAGUGACUGGAAUCCACAAGUUGACUUACAAGCUCAAGAUAGAUGUCAUAGAAUGGGCCAAAAUAAACCUGUUGUUGUAUAUCGUUUUUGUUCUAAGAAUACUAUUGAUGAAAGAAUAUUGAAUUUUGCGACAGCAAAAAGAAAACUAGAAAAAAUGAUCAUUGGCAGUGGUUCAUUUAGUAGAACUACCACACUUACUUUGUCAAGUAUUGAAGAACUUAUGAAUUUAUUGAAAUCAUCAGAAUACACUAAAACAAUGCAACCAAAUGGAUUUAUUUUGUCUGAUGAAGAAUUGGAUGCUAUUUUAGAUCGAUCUGAUAUGCAGAAUUCAGCUCCAAUAACACAUGCUUCUCAAUCUGCUGAACACUUUAAAGUAUUAACAAAUUCCUAAAUAUUAUUUUGUCUACUAGUUUUUGUUAUAGGAUUACUAAAAAUUAACCGCACCUUUAAUAUGUUAUUUGUACAUUGAUAAAAUAUGAAUUUUAAUGUUUAACGUAGUUUUUGUACACAAUCAGUGAAUACUUAUUAGUUAUAUUAUAUAUAUAUAUACAUACACUUGUGUGAAUACUUUUAAUUAAUAAUUAUACUUAAUACUCGGACGUUUGAAAGUAAA